AGUUGGGGGAGUUACUGCAGAAGCCCUCCCCUGCCAGGGUCCCCAGUGUGGAAUGGGGUAUCAGGCAGGGUCCAAACAGGGCCCCAGGCCAGGCCCUGGCCUUGGGGCCUCAGCUCCUGACCUAGGAGCCCAAGAAAGUGGCUCCAAGAGGUGGCUCAGUGGGGGCUGAUCCUGCUUCUGUACAAGAAGCUAGUGAUCUUAGGGUACAAAGGAACUGUUUAGGAGGGGGCUGUAUGUCUGGCAGGAGUUGGCUGGGCCCUGGGUCUCCCUAUCCAGGCAGCCUGAGGUCCACAAGCCAAUAAGGGCAUAGGAGGAAUGAAUGCUGUUCCUGGGGUGCUUCUAGGAGCAAUCCACCUGGCCAGGUAUUCCACCAGACCAGCUCAUCUGGCUCCUCAACUCAGAGAUGGGCAGUGCCCAUUAUGUGGCUUGGUGAGGGUGGAGGGUGGAGAUUUAGGGCAGAAGCUUAAUCAGACCAGCCCUGGGGAGCAUGACCCUGGAGGGAAAUACAGAUACAUACUCAUCAGCACACAGAGCCUGGACAGGCUCAGGGCAAACCAUCUCAACUAUGCAUUCCCAGGCACCCAGAUGGACCCACCCCCACAGUGGUGGGGACCUGCAAAAGCACUUGAAAGGGAUGCCCCAAGCUCAGAGAUGGAAACAGCAACCACCCACUCAUGCCCAUACCCAGGUAUCUGGCCGGGCCAGAAUGCAGGGAUGUCAGCCCAGCUCCUGACCUUUUUGGUACCUCGUCAGAGCCAUACGCAGCUGCCCUGGGACCCAGGCAAGACAGGCUGGAUGUUAGGGUUCAGGGCCCUUCCCUGUCUUGAUUUGCCUUCUCUGCCCUGUAUGUAGACAGCCAGACUACAGACACCCUGGCUUCAGGCCAGCCAUUCACAUCCAGCAGCCUGAGCAGGGGUCCUGUGAUAAGCCCAUGCCGGGAUGAUUCCAUGUUUCCCCAACCACUCUUUGGCACGUGCUCACACAGGCACGCAAGCACACGCCAUCACGUCUGCCUAUGGGCCCGCCCGGGGCCUGCUUCUAGGUCAGGCCUGCCUGGGCAGGACUUCCUGGGAGGAGCAGUGGCAGAUGCUGCUCUCUGGGGCACCAUGGCUGGUGGUGUGUGGGGCAGGGCCCGGGGCCAGGGGGCUGCUGUAGGGGCCCUAACCCUGACAGCUGUUGCUGAAGGGAUCCGGGCCAGCCAGGGGCAGCCCCUGGGACCCCCUUCCACCAGCUCUCAGCCCAAGCCCCAGGAACUUGAACCUGAGGCUGAGCCCCAGGUCCAGGCUGACACCACUGCCUCUGAGGUUGAGCCUGGAAGUGGGACCACUGCCCCCACAGCCAGCAAUGAGCCCUACUCCCCGCACAAUGCUCAGGAGGCAGUCCUUGAGGGACCUGGCAAGCGUUCCUUGGAGGAGGGCGCCCUCGCCGACCUGGCCCUGUACACGGCUGCCUGCUUGGAGGAGGCUGGCUUUGCUGGGACCCAGGCCACAGCACUCACCUUGUCCUCAGCCCUGGAGGCCAGAGGGGAGAAGUUGGAGGACCAGGUGCAUGCCUUAGUGCGCGGGUUGCUGGUGCAGGUGCCCAACCUGGCUGAAGGGAGGUCCCGGAGGGCGGCUCUGCGAGUGCUUAGUGCACUGGCCCUGGAGCACGCCCAGGACGUGGUGCAUGCACUGCUGCCGCGCUCGCUGCCCCUGGACCGGGCAUCAGCCGAGCUGUGGCGCAGCCUAAGUCGGAACCAGCGUGUAAAUGGGCAGGUGCUGGUGCAACUGCUGUGGGCACUGAAGGGGGCUUCCAGGCCUGAGCCCGAGGCAUUGGCGGCCACACGUGCCCUCGGGGAGAUGUUGGCUGUAUCAGGCUGUGUGGGAGCCACACGAGGCUUCUACCCACACCUGCUGCUGGCACUGGUCACACAGCUACAUGAGUUGGCUCAUGAUGGGUGCUCUCCUGAAAGUCCUAAGGUUUGGGUCCUGUCCCACAGAGGGCCACCACACAGCCACGCCAGCUGCACAGUGGAGGCAUUGAAGGCCCUGCUCACUGGAGAUGGUGGCCGCAUGGUGGUCACAUGUAUGGAGCAGGCAGGAGGCUGGAGGAGACUGGCAGGAGCCCACACCCACCUGGAGGGUGUCUUGCUGCUGGCCAGGGCCACCAAGUCGAGGGAGAGCUCCUGUUUGCCUCAUCCCAGUGCCAUGGUAGCACAUGCAGACCACCACCUGAGAGGCCUCUUCGCAGACUUGCUUCCCCGGCUGCGCAGCACGGAUAACUCACAGCGCCUCACGGCUAUGGCUUUCUUCACUGGGCUGCUGCAGAGCCGGCCAACUGCACGGCUACUGCGGGAGGACAUCAUCUUGGAGCGGCUUCGCACCUGGCAGAGAGACCCCGAGCCCACGGUGCGCUGGCUGGGUCUGCUAGGCCUCCGCCACCUGGCACUGAAUUGCAGGAAGGUGAGAGGGAGCUGGCCUGGGAGUAGGAUGAGGUCUGCCCGGGAUGGCCACCAGACCCAAUCCCCACAGGUACGGCACAUGAGCACUCUGCUGCCUGCGCUGCUGGGCGCGCUGGGCGAGGGCGAUGUGCGGCUCGUGGGCACAGCGCUCGGUGCACUGCGAAGGGUACUGGUACAGCCGGGUGCGCCGGUGCGGCUCCUGAGCUGGCAGCUGAGACCGCGCCUCCCGCCCCUCCUGGAUGACGCCCGGGACUCGGUCCGCGCCUCCGCAGUUGGGCUCCUGGGGACGCUGGUUCGGCGGGGCCAGGGCGGGCUCCGGGUGGGACUUCAUGGCCCCCUUCGGAAGCUGGUGCUGCAGAGUCUCGUGCCACUGCUGUUGCGCCUGCACGACCCUAGCCAAGACACUGCCGAGAGUUCAGAGUGGACCCUGGCCCGCUGUGAUAAGGCCUUUCGCUGGGGCUUACUGGAGGAGAUGGUCACUGUGGCUCACUACGACAGCCCGGAGGCUCUAAGCCGUGUCUGCCACUGCCUGGUCCAGCGAUACCCGAGCCAAAUCCCCUGCUUCCUGAGCCAGACCCAGGGCUACCUGAGGAGCCCACAGGAUCCGCUGCGCCGGGCUGCCACUGUGCUUCUAGGCUUCCUGGUCUAUCAUGCGAGCCCUACGCACGUCAACCAGGAUCUGCUGGACUCCCUGUUCCAGGACCUAGGGCAGCUGCAGAGCGACCCAGAACCUGCAGUGGCUGCCGCAGCACACGUGUCCACACAGCAGGUGGCGCUGCUGGCCCAUGCACAGGGCCAACCGAGGCAGGGCCUCCUCCUGCGCCUGAUCUCUCGAAACCCCCACUGGGCCAGGCCCACACCAUGCUAUGCUGACAGCCCAUUCCAGCGCCGGUGCCUUGAAGGCCGGUGGGGCUGCAACGGACCCUGCUCACCUGGACUGAUGCCCAGCUUCUAACUCAGGCAAUGCAUCCUCAUGGUCGCUGGUCCUCACAGCAGAAGACUUGUGUAACAGCUCUACCUGAGGUCCCUUGAGCCUGGUGCUGGACGCCAGGCCCUUGUCCUGGGACUGCCCUCUAGGGGCCACUAUAUGACAGUAUGGGAGAGGGACAGCUGACACCAUUUCAUCCUGAGCCCUUCCCCUCUUGACCCCUGGGUCCUUCUCCCUGCCGGACCUGUUUUCCCUGCUCCCUGAAAGAACUUGGGCCUGGCACCUGGUCUGCACAGCCUCUCGCCUCCCAAACCAGGAUCUGGUGGAGACACUGUGAUGCUGGUGGCACCACAGGCCCGGCCCCCUUCCUGGGCCUAUACCUCCUGCCUGGCCUUGGCUGUUGCAGCUGUCAAAGUCUUCCUUACCACCAGACAUCGCCCUGUUCUUUGACUUCUCUGCUAUUCCCGACUGCUCUUCUGGCUCAUGGCUCCUGGGCUUAAGAGGCACUGACCUGCCCUCCUGUCCACAACUGCUGUCCCCCUCUGCUGGCCAGAUCACCUCCUAUCUCCUCUGACCUUGUUUAGAAUCCCUUCCUGCUGGACAGCACAAGCUAAGAGUACACCACGGGGUUGAGGCACGGGGAGUGGGCACCCCAUACCAGACUGUGAGCAGGGGUGGCAGCACUCAGCACCCUGCACAGGGCUGAGUGGGAACGGUGGGACGAAGCCAAAGCUGUGACCUCACUCCUUUGAGUGCUUGCCUGGGCAGGUUCCCUCACCCAGAAGGCCUGCAUUGAGACACUCUCUCAACUUUCAAGGGCUCAUUGUGAAGGUGUGGACCAUUCCCCUAUACUGGGGGCCCUUAGGGGCAGGCAUGGAGUCCUGCUCACCUCAUCUCUCCUGUACCCCAUGGAAAAGUGUUUAAAAUAAAAUAUCAAAACCCAUA
Messenger RNA from Heterocephalus glaber (naked mole-rat), 4313 nucleotides. It is a transcript of the gene Mroh6, whose product is annotated as maestro heat like repeat family member 6. NCBI's taxonomy places the organism in Eukaryota, Metazoa, Chordata, Mammalia, Rodentia, Bathyergidae. The record is from RefSeq and is a predicted model, not a curated record. Gene Ontology annotation, cellular component: cytoplasm.